This is a messenger RNA of Chinchilla lanigera (long-tailed chinchilla), 5044 nucleotides long. RefSeq names its product prolyl 4-hydroxylase, alpha polypeptide III (gene P4ha3). The record is from RefSeq and is a predicted model, not a curated record. Gene Ontology annotation, biological process: peptidyl-proline hydroxylation to 4-hydroxy-L-proline. Gene Ontology annotation, molecular function: iron ion binding; procollagen-proline 4-dioxygenase activity; protein binding. NCBI's taxonomy places the organism in Eukaryota, Metazoa, Chordata, Mammalia, Rodentia, Chinchillidae. Gene Ontology annotation, cellular component: endoplasmic reticulum.
AUUCUAUGACAAAGUACUUUCCUUGCAUGAGGAUUCAGCAACCCCUGUGGCUAACCCUCUGCUUGCCUUUACUCUCAUCAAACGCCUGCAGUCUGACUGGAGGAAUGUGGUACAUAGUCUGGAGGCCAGUGAGAACAUCCGAGCUCUGAAAGAUGGUUAUGAGAAAGUGGAGCAAGAACUGCCAGCCUUUGAGGACCUGGAGGGUGCUGCACGGGCCCUGAUGAGGCUGCAGGAUGUAUACAUGCUCAAUGUAAAGGGCCUCGCCCGGGGUGUCUUCCAGAGAGUCACUGGCUCUGCUGUCACUGACCUAUACAGUCCGAGACGGCUCUUCUCCCUCACAGCAGACGACUGCUUCCAAGUAGGCAAGGUGGCCUAUGACAUGGGAGAUUACUACCAUGCCAUUCCGUGGCUGGAGGAGGCUGUCAGUCUCUUCAGAGGAUCUUACGGAGAAUGGAAGACAGAGGAUGAGGCGAGUCUAGAAGAUGCCUUGGAUCACUUGGCCUUUGCCUGUUUCCAGGCAGGAAAUGUUUCAUGUGCCCUCAGCCUCUCCCGAGAGUUUCUUCUCUACAGCCCAGAAAAUAAGAGGAUGGUCAGGAACGUGUUGAAGUAUGAAAGGCUCUUGGCGGAGAGCUCUCACCAAGCAGGAGCUGAGACUGUCAUCCAGAGGCCCAACGUGCCCCACCUGCAGACCAGAAACAUGUAUGAGGGGUUGUGUCAGACCCUGGGUUCUCAGCCCAUUCACUACCAGAUCCCUAGCCUCUAUUGCUCCUAUGAGACCAAUUCCAGCCCCUAUCUGCUGCUUCAGCCCGUCCGGAAGGAGGUCAUCCACCUGGAGCCCUAUGUUGCUCUCUACCAUGACUUCGUCAGUGACUCAGAAGCUCAGAAAAUUCGAGAGCUUGCAGAGCCAUGGCUCCAGAGGUCAGUGGUGGCAUCCGGGGGAAAACAACUACAGGUGGAGUACCGCAUCAGCAAAAGUGCCUGGCUGAAGGACACUGUUGACCCAAUGCUAGUGACCCUUGACCACCGCAUUGCUGCCCUCACAGGCCUGGAUGUCCGGCCUCCCUAUGCAGAGUAUCUCCAGGUGGUGAACUAUGGGAUUGGAGGGCAUUAUGAACCUCACUUCGACCAUGCCACGUCACCAAGCAGCCCCUUGUACAGAAUGAAGUCUGGGAACCGAGUUGCAACGUUUAUGAUCUACCUGAGCUCAGUGGAAGCAGGAGGAGCCACGGCCUUCAUCUAUGCCAACUUCAGCGUGCCUGUGGUUAAGAACGCAGCACUGUUUUGGUGGAACCUGCACAGGAGUGGUGAGGGGGAUGGAGACACACUUCAUGCCGGCUGUCCAGUCCUGGUGGGAGACAAGUGGGUGGCUAACAAGUGGAUCCACGAGUACGGACAGGAAUUCCGCAGACCCUGCAGCUCCAGCCCCAAAGACUGAAGUGUUGGCCGAGAACAGCUGUGCAGUCAGUGGCUUUCCGGAGAAGCCGAAGCUGGGACCAGAAGCCAGGGUGGGAGAGGAGUAGGACAGCAGCCUCCCAGAAGACCUUGCUGGCUUCACCCAUUCAUGCGGAUGGCGGGCAAGGGAAGUGCUCUCGGGCCCCUGGAGAGUUCACACUUUUCUCUUACGCAGUCAUGAGAGUCAAAGGCUAAUACAAAGGAGGGGUGGCGGAGGCCUCAGAGAGGUUGCUGAGCUCAGAUGCUCUGUUAGAAAUAGAACAUAUCGUCAGGCUCUGGGGUUUGGCUAAUUAGUCUUUUGCCACUUUGAUGCUUGGCCACAGGGACCCAGAAGUGGCCGUGAGGACACCUGCAGGAGGGGCCAGCCCAGCCCCCAUGCCUCCUGCUGGCCCUGAGCAGGCAGUGCGUCCAACACAGAGUGUACCCUACAUGAGUGCUACGUCCUGUGAUGAGUUUUUAAAAGUAGAAAGCAACCUUUUCUUUUUAUAUUAUUAUUUUUAAUAUCGUCAUUAAAAUGUUUACACAUCAUGCUUCCCAGAGAGAAUGUUCUUACAAUGCUGAAUGAAAAAGCAGAGUGUGACAUUUUAUUAUGUUCUCCUCUCAGCCUGGCUCUCACUUCUCGCCUCGUUCAAGAUGCUGACAUUUUCGCUGUUCCCCAGAGCCGCCGUGCACAGGGCUCGCUCUCCUCCUCGGCCAGGGCCUUCUCAGUCCUUUCUUGGCUCGAUGUCCCUUCAGAGAGGCUUCCCUGACCACCUACUUCUGGCCACUUUCUGUCCUGUUAACUGAUUUGAUUUUCCUCCUAACAUGUACUGUACCUGAAUUGAAGUUACUUCGCUCAUUUGUUGAAUUAUCAUCAGUCACCUUCCUUGCAGGGUGAGCGCUGUAUGGCCUUUAUACUUUGUAAAGCCCAUGUUAGCCGCAUCUCGCUGCAUUUCAGUAUUUGUUUAUUGCCAGGCCGCUCCCACUGGACUCUGUCCUCUUUAUUCCUCUGGGAAGCCCCAGAAGGUCUGGUUCAAAAUAAGCAGGCAUUCAGCAUUUUUGCAAAGGCAUCCUUUGAGUUGCACUGUGGAGGAUAAAUUUCUACAGGCAGAGUCUGAGGAGGCAAUGUUUCCCCCCAAAAGGACUGGCAAGCCCUCUGGCUGCAGCCAUGGCUGACAGUGAUGUUCGAGCACUUAUACCAAGAGAACACUGAAGCCACUUGCCACAGUUUCCUCCAGGGAUGUGAAUGUUUCUUGUUCACAAAGCAGCCACAGUGAAGGGACGAGUUUGUUCAGAGUUGGCAUUGGUUAGACUACACAGUACCCCCGCCCCAGGAAGGAGGGACGGGCUAGGUCUGCUGUAGGACAGUGCCUCUCCUCAAAGCUAGGAGUGAAUGGUAUCACCUUCCGUUCGGCCAGCGUGUCAGUCUUCAAGACACUCUCCCAGUCUUCCUUUCAAACCGCACCUCCCCAGGGAAGAAAGCAGAGCAAGUACUGUGGAAUGACGUUAGGUGCUUAGUGGCUUGCGGGGUGACACGGCCGAGCCAGAGCUAGACACCUGGCCUUCUGUGUCCCUCGCCAGGGCCCUUUCCAGAGCCAUGUCCCUGCACCACACCACACCACACCACAAAGGAACGGCCUCAUUAUUUUGUUUGCAUGUCUCCACAUCCUCUGAAGGUCUGACUAAUCCUGCUGGACAGUGUGUGUGGUUUUGGGGUCCCAAUAGAAGUUAGUGGGUAGAUAGUAAAUUCUAAACACGACUGACUGGGCUUGGGGCAUUUCUUGUUUAUAUAUAUAUAUUUUUCCUUCUUUCUUGCACUAUUUUGUGAGCUGGUUUCUAACACUAUGUCCAACCUGGGCUCCUGGGCUUGUUGGCAUUAAUGUGACUGUUAGCAUUAUCAUUACUACGGGCCAGGCACUGUCCCGAAUACUUAUGUGUACUUGUUCCCAUUAUCUUCCUAAUAAGUACAAUUAUGCCUGUUUUAUGGGUAACAGAAACUGAGGCAGAGAGAGUACAACUUGCCUGAGGCCACAGAGCAAAGGCAGGAUUCAAAUCCAGGUCGGUUACCAAAGAUCUUAAUCACCCUUCCAAUAUCUGACUUGUCACUUGUGCUGUUGUUGCUCUACUCCUAUUGGCAAUAAUAUCUUUUGGAGCUGAUAUUUUUAGGGAAGGAGUCUGAAACAUUUUCCCAAGCACUGCAAGGAUCUAUCCACUGUGUCUCUGAUGCCUACUUCGACCCCUGUCAGAUACAGAUGUUUGUCAAGUGCUUGAAUGAAUCAUUUCCUUUCCCCAGAUGUACACUAUCAGUGAGCAGCUCCAUUCUAGGUACAUCAUAACAUCCAAGAAAGCGAGGCGGCCUGCUCAUUGCCCUGGAGGACAGUUAGUCCAUACUCAAGUGUAAGGAUGGAGAAGUGGACAUAACCCAGUGGAAAGCGUGUGGUAUUCGUCCUAAGGCUCAGAAGGCAACAGAGGGCUCAGAGGGCUUCCAUGCUGGAGACAGGAGCCCAGGGAAAAGAGGUGUGAAAGAGGAGUGGGGAGCAGCAGGCCACCCCACUUGUUCCCCUUUCAUAAACCACAGGGAGCAGAGAAAGCUGUCUGGGAGGAGGAAGCAAGUGGGUGUUGAUUCUAGGGGACUCCCGUCCCACAAUGCCAAGAGCCGCACAAACUUCCCUUUCAUGGCACCACUCAAAGAGUCCCCUGUUUGGGGACCGAGGCUGCUCAAGCUGGGAGAAGCCAAAGGAGCCUACGUGCAGGGCCAGGGAGUUGGGGGGACAUUUGCAUGUAGGUUGCUGUGCACUCAGCAGAGCUAUAAAAUCAGUGAAGAGGCAAAGAAAAGCUUAUGUCCCUACUCUUGGCUGGUUAUUCCCUGUCCCAUAACUAAUUCUCCACCAUUAUCAUGCCUUUUGACAAAGGACGAAAGUAGGGCUCAGAGGAAAGACAUCCCUGGGCUCACAUAGCUGAGAACAGAGCCCUCUAGAGCCAUCUCUUUCUCUGGAUUUGUGUCUCUUCCUCACUUUGAACCUUCGUAUUUUCUUAGGAACAAGAGCCUGCCUCUCUCCUUUAUCCCCCCCAACCCUGCCUCAUAUAUUCAAGUUCUUGAACAGGAUCCCUCCUAUCAAGUGCUUGAUCUGCCCACCCGUCCCCCCAAGGGUUGUGAUAGAAGUUUCCCCUUUUCCUGCAAGGGAUGUAUUUGCAUUUGAAAUAGGAGUCCUGGCAAAAUAAAAAAAUUAUCUCAAAGAAAUGAAGUGCUAAGGAUGGAUUCUAGGCAUCAGGAUAGCUGUGGGGGUGUGUGUGACAAAUAUUUUGACCAAGGGUUUAAGGACAUGGCUCAGAGGAAUCCUCACAGAAAAUUACAUCUCUACCUUGCUCAAGGUUCACGUUUUAUACAGAACGUAACUAUGAUACCUAUCAUGCCCCCCUGUUCAUCUGUUUACCAAUUGAUGGAGCUAGAGAGCAGUUAUUUCUCCUGGCCAGGACAGAUGAAGUCACUUGUUGUAUAGCAGUGGUGGGGCGGCGGUGGGGUGGCGGUGGUGGGUGUUGUUUGAUACAGGGAUCUUGCUAUGUAGUUCAUGCUGGACUUGGACUCACUAUGUAGCCCAGGUUGGCCUCGAAC